This is a messenger RNA of Cylindrotheca closterium, 363 nucleotides long. NCBI's taxonomy places the organism in Eukaryota, Bacillariophyta, Bacillariophyceae, Bacillariales, Bacillariaceae. The record is from the annotation of a GenBank genome assembly.
AUGGCGACACGUCCUCUCUCAAGCCGUUCUCUGGAUCUUCACCAAACCUGGACGGGACCCCUUCCCAAGGACGUCCAAAGGGCCUCUGUCAACCUUCACCCACGGACAGCCUAUGUCACUGGCACUGGCACAGCCCCAGUAGAUCCACCAGAUCCGGAGUCCUUACUGGCCUCGCUCCUCCACAUCUGGAAGAAGUUGACAGUGGACAUGGACAACCAUUGGGUAUGGGUCCCGGAAUACAUCUACAUUGAAGACAAGGAACAAGGUCUACUGGAGGCACUGGAGCAGGGAAAGCUACAGGUGAUCAGCAAUGGCUCCUUCAAGCAACAAGUGGGCACAGCCGCAGUCCAGCUCCGGACUUGA